AUGGCCCGCGCGGAGAAUUCCAUAGUCGAGGAGACUGCAGACGAAGACGAGGUCUCAUCGUCACCACCACCGCCCCGAGACGGCUCAGCUAUCAUGAACGCGGACGCGUAUAUCGACCGCGUUAAUGGGCCGCAAUCCGACUCAGACUCGGACUUCGAUGUCAAAAUCACAGGUACAGCGCCUUCUACUUUCGCGAAGGGGAAACGCAAGGCGGGAGAGCGGAUUAUUCUAUCGGACGACAGCGAGGAUGAUGUCUACGAAAAGUUCAAGAACAGAAAGGAAUUGAAACGGAGACGCGUCGCAGCGACGAAGAAGAAACUGAAAGCCAAGGAAAAGCAGAUUCUGGAAAUCAGGGAGCAGGCGAAACAUGGCGAGCCGUCGAAGCAGAAGAAGGAGAAGGUAUGGGGGGAUGUGUCCGACUACGAGAUGCUGAAUGAGGACAUACCCGAGUACAUCAAGGAGCGCCGAAGGGAGUUCGACCGCGACUACGAGAAAUACCAUGAGGAUAGCCUGAAAGUACCCCCCCGCUACGAGGACAUCGAUUUCUCCGACGAUGAACGGCUGGCCGAGCUUGCGGAACGUCCUGAUUUCCCUGAUACUAUGGAGACAUCGAGGGAGUACAAGGACAUCGAGCUGCCGCACUCUGCCGGAGUCAUACCUGCCUCCAUUGCGCAGUAUUUAAGGGACUAUCAGGUCACAGGUGUUGGGUUCUUGCAUGAACUUUUUGUGUAUCAGAAAGGUGGUAUACUUGGAGAUGACAUGGGCUUAGGUAAAACAGUCCAAGUUGCAGCUUUCUUGACGGUAGCCUUCGGGAAAACUGGAGAUGAACGAGACGCUAAGCGAAUGCGUAAAAUGAGACGUUCGCCAUGCAAGCCAUGGUACCCGCGUGCUUUGAUUGUGUGCCCAGGGUCUCUGAUGGAGAAUUGGAAAAACGAACUAACAAGAUGGGGGUGGUGGCAUGCUGACAUAUUUCACGGUUCUGUCGCAGCAAAAAAAGCUGUCCAUGAAGCAGCAAAGUCAGGUCGUCUGGAAGUUGUAAUUACAACCUACAAUACAUAUAGGAACCAUAUGGACGAGCUAAACCAGAUAAAAUGGGAUGUUGUUGUUGCUGAUGAGUGCCACCAACUCAAGGAGCCAUCUUCGGCUACGACUCAGGCCAUGGACCAGAUCAACGCGUUAUGUAGGAUCGGGCUGACCGGAACUGCAAUCCAAAACAAGUACGAAGAGUUCUGGACUUUGUUAAAUUGGACCAAUCCUGGGAAAUUCGGCCCUCUGUCGACUUGGAAGACCAGCAUUUCUGAUCCCUUGAGAAUCGGCCAGUCUCACGAUGCUACCAACCAUCAACUUAAGCAAGGAAGACAGAUUGCGGAAAAGCUACGUGAUAACUUGUUGCCACAAUUCUUUUUACGCCGUAUGAAGUCUCUCAUCGCCCAUCAACUCCCCAAGAAGACCGACAAAGUUGUGUUCUGCCCUCUUACGAAUCUCCAAAAAGAAGCGUACGAACGCUUCCUCGAUAGUGAAGUUGUUGAUAUUGUCAGAACUUCAUCUGAGGAUUGUGAUUGUGGCGAGACGGGUAAAAAGCGCGGUUGGUGUUGCUUUUCUACUCUACCGGGAACCAAUACCACCUGGAAAGCCAUGGUGUUUCCUAUUAUCAACCAGCUCCAGAAGCUGUCGAAUCAUCUAGCUAUUUUGCUACCCAAUGACAAGGAUCCACCCGAGAAACGGAACAGAGAUCUUGACAUGCUGAGAGACAUGCUACCAGACCACUGGGAUACCCUUUAUGCGAAUCGGGGAAACCUUGCAACCCUCUCAAAUCCGGAAUUUUGCGGGAAGUGGGUGAUUUUGAAGAAGCUCCUCAAGCAUUGGCACGAGCAAGGCGACAAAGUGUUGAUUUUCUCGCAUAGCGUGAAGUUGCUCAGGAUGCUCCAACAUUUGUUCAAUAACACUGCCUACAGCGUCAGUUUCUUGAAUGGUUCGAUGCCAAAUGAUCAACGACAAAAAACAGUUGACGAUUUCAACACGGACCCUAACCAGUUCGUAUUCUUGAUAUCGACAAAGGCAGGAGGCGUCGGCCUGAAUAUUACUAGUGCGAAUAAAGUCGUGAUUUUCGAUCCGAAUUGGAACCCAAGUUAUGAUUUGCAAGCUCAGGACCGAGCAUAUCGCAUCGGCCAACUACGAGAUGUUGAAGUUUAUCGCCUGGUCUCUGCCGGCACAGUUGAAGAGAUUGUAUAUGCUCGUCAAAUAUACAAGCAGCAGCAGGCCAACAUUGGUUACACUGCCUCAACUGAACGUCGAUACUUCAAGGGUGUCCAGAACAACAAGGACCAAAAAGGCGAGAUCUUUGGUCUGGAUAACCUCUUUGCCUACCACGCGGAUAAUAUUGUUCUUCGGGACAUCGUCAAUAAAACCAAUGUUGCAGAAGCCAAAAAAGGAAUUGACAUAUUGGAUUUCAAUGCCGAAGACGCAGCGAAUGAUGACGAUAAUCCUUUAAGGUGUGACAAUGAUGAUGAUCCCGACGCUGCUAUGAGUCAAUUGGCUGCGCUUCUAACAGAAGGCGAUGAUUUAACAACAAGAAAGAACGCAAAGUCUCGAGCGAAGGCGGAUCCGAUCCAGGCCAUUUUAGCAUCCGCAGGAGUGGAGUACACGCAUGAAAACUCCGAAGUCGUGGGAUCCUCUAAGGUUGAAGCAGAGCUCAGCCGUCGUGCAAUAGAAACCGGAAACGAUGUCGAGUAUGGAGAGCGGAGGCUCUUCGCGGACUCACAAGACCUGACAGCGGGCCCUGGAAAGUUUAACCAUGUCUACAACCCCCCGGAGGAUGUGAUGGCCCGACAAUUCUGUACGAUGGCGAAAGAAUUUGGAUUUUUGACCACGGACUUCGCUCUCUUGGUUGAAGGCUGGACCCAGAAGGAGAGGACAUAUUGUCUGGAGAGAUUCUAUCUGAAGCGCCAGGAGAGACUUUCCGAGCUGGAGCUUGGGGCGGCUCGAGUUGACAGGGUGAAGCAGAUGGAAAAUGCUGCAGCAGAUUUGAACACGGACUCCGACCUCGACGCACUUCUUGGUUCGGAUUCAAGGGUCGAGGCAGAGGAAGCUCGGCCUGGGACAGCGAGCCAUGGUAAUGAUGUAGAGUACGAUGUCGAGACCGAGGAUGACGAGAACGAUGACGAGUUAUGA
Molecule: messenger RNA, 3171 nt
Organism: Drepanopeziza brunnea f. sp. 'multigermtubi' MB_m1
Lineage: Eukaryota; Fungi; Ascomycota; Leotiomycetes; Helotiales; Drepanopezizaceae
Source: RefSeq, a predicted model, not a curated record